AUGACCAUAAUACCAUUAUAUAUUCAAAAAUUUAUAAUUAAAUUACUGUGUAAACAUAUUGAUAGACAAAAUAAGACAUUGGAAAUUAUAACAGAUCUUGAUUCAGAGUAUAGAAAGAAUGAAUCUAUUAAUAAAAAGUUAAUGUUAUCAUUGGCAUUGGUUUGUAAAGAUUGGUUUAAAACAUUAUCAAAUAAUUUAACAGUAUCAGUUGAUUUUAAUUAUAAAGAUCAAUCAUCAACAAGUAUAUCAUAUGGUAAUAAUAAUAAUAAUAAUAAUAAUAAUAAUAAUAAUAAUAAUAAUAAUAAUAAUAAUAAUAAUAAUAAUGAAAUUAAUAAUGAAAAAUAUUCAAUAAUUAAAAGAGAGAAUAUUAAAACCAUUAAAUUACAUCAUGAUUACAAGAAACCAUACUUUUAUAAAAUUAUUGGACCAGGUGGUGGUGGUUCAAUAAGAGCACCAGAAGGAGAGAAAGAAAUUACAAUUAAUGAAAUCGAUAAUAGAUUUGAAAAUUUAAUAGAAUAUCAAAAACAAUUACAACAACAACAACAACAACAAAAAAAAAAACAACAAAAUGAAAAUCAAUUAAUUAUUAAUAUACCAUUUAAAAGAGUUUUAAUUAGAAAUAUUAAUAUUGUUAAUUUUAAUGAUAAUAUUGAUAAAUUAAUUAUAUUUAAAUUUAAAGAGAACGAAAUCGUUAAAAGUAAUAUACAAUUAUUGGAAUUGGAAAUUAAUCAAUCAAGUAAUUUGAAGGAUUUAGAAAAGUUAAAGAAAAGAGUGACCAAAUUAUUUUCACUCUAUAUUCAUUUUUGUACAGAAUUACAGGAACCAGUUAUAAAUGAAGCAUUUAGAUAUUGGAAUCAUUCAUUAAAUCAAUUAUUUGUUUCACAAACAUUAAGAAUAACUGAAAUUUUUUCAAAAAAUGCUUCUAUGAUUUCAAAUGUCAAAUAUUUAGAAAUUUAUGAUUCAGCAAUCUCUUUAAAAGAUUUAACAUUUUUAUUAUCUCCAUUGGUCUUUAAAGAUUUACAUCAUCUUUUUGUUGGUAUUUGUUUAAGAAAAUUAGUGUAUUGUUUAUCUGAUACACAAGAUAAACGUUCAGAUUGUAUAUGUAAUUGUUUGACAAGCUAUUCUUCAAUUAAUGACACUUUCAAAGACCAAGAUUCAUUCAAUAAUGAUUGGUUAGAAUUAAAGGAGAUGGUAACAAACAAAAAUAAAAAUUUAACAUUGGAAUCUUUGUUUAUUGGUAAUUCUUGUACUACCUAUGGUGCUUCAUUACUUUGGAGUUCAGAAAAAUUCAAAAAAUCAUUUAUAAAUAAUUUCACUUGCUUCUUGUCUUGGAUAUCACCUUUAAAAAAGUUUUCGAUACAUGGUGGCGAUAACUCUAUCAUUCUCUUUAAUAUAAUGGAAAACUUAAAAAAUAUAAUCUAUUUCGAAUCAAUGGUUGAUCAAAUAUCUGGUAGUGUGGAUGAUUAUAAAUUUAAAUUCAAUUCUUUCAUUUCAAAAAAUCAACAUAUCAAACAAUUUAAAUUAUUAAAAUUAACUGUUUCAAAUAAUGGUUUCUCAAAAAAUUCUUUAAUUGAUUAUAAAAAUUCUUAA
Molecule: messenger RNA, 1590 nt
Organism: Dictyostelium discoideum AX4
Lineage: Eukaryota; Evosea; Eumycetozoa; Dictyosteliales; Dictyosteliaceae
Exons: 1
Coding region: 1-1590 (529 amino acids)
Source: RefSeq, a predicted model, not a curated record